Xyrauchen texanus (razorback sucker) is the source of this 4173-nucleotide messenger RNA. RefSeq names its product insulin receptor-like. The transcript has 19 exons. Gene Ontology annotation, biological process: multicellular organism development; positive regulation of phosphatidylinositol 3-kinase/protein kinase B signal transduction; protein phosphorylation. Gene Ontology annotation, cellular component: axon; membrane; insulin receptor complex. NCBI's taxonomy places the organism in Eukaryota, Metazoa, Chordata, Actinopteri, Cypriniformes, Catostomidae. The annotation marks the transcript as partial. Gene Ontology annotation, molecular function: insulin receptor activity; ATP binding; insulin receptor substrate binding. The record is from RefSeq and is a predicted model, not a curated record.
UUUGCCCUUCCGAAUGCAAGCAUGGUGCCUGCACCCCCAAUAAGGAGUGCUGUCAUGACCAGUGUCUGGGCGGCUGCUCCGUGCCAGGGAACUCAACCACAUGUGUUGCUUGUCGCAACUUCCUGUUUGGCGACACCUGUGUGGAUCACUGCCCGCCAGGCUACUACACCUUCAAGGGAUGGCGCUGCGUGUCCUUUAAAUUCUGCCAGAACCUACACAACCAGUGCAAGGGCAAGAGCAGUGAUUGCCACGAGUAUGUCAUCCACAACGGGGCCUGUAUCCCUGAAUGCCCUUCUGGAUACACCACCAUGAACUCCACCAUGCUGAACUGCUCUCCGUGUGCCGGUCGCUGUCCUAAACUGUGUACGGGAGUGAAGACGGUGGACUCUGUAACAGCGGCUCAGGCUCUUCGAGGCUGCACGAUUCUCAACGGGAGUCUGAUCAUCAAAAUUCGUGGAGGAAAUAAUAUCGCAGCAGAGCUGGAGUCCAGUUUGGGACAGCUGGAAGAGAUCACGGGCUACCUGAGUAUCCGCAGAGCAUACGCACUUGUCUCUCUCUCCUUCUUCCGCAAACUACGCGUUAUCCGCGGUGAAACCCAGGAAGUUGGGAACUAUUCAUUCUAUGCUCUGGACAACCAGAACUUAAGACAGCUGUGGGACUGGUCCAAACACAACCUGACCAUCCCUCAAGGCCGGAUGUUCUUCCUCCACAACUCAAAACUCUGCAAAGCUGAGAUCCUCCGGAUGGAAGAGGUUACCGGGACCAAAGACAGGGUUCCCAGAAACGAAAUCAACAUACCUACUUAUGGAGACCAGGCCUUUUGUGAAAAUCAAGGUCUCAGAUUCACAAAAAUCCGCAAAUCCCACGAUAAGAUACUCAUUAUAUGGGAGCCAUUCUGGCCACCCGAUUUUAGAGACCUGCUGGGGUUCAUGGUCUUCUAUAAGGAAGCGCCUUAUAAGAAUGUGACUGAAUAUGAUGGUCAGGAUGCUUGUGGCUCUAACAGUUGGGCAAUAGCUGAUGUUGAUCCGCCGCAACGUGCCACAGAGGGUAAAGAGCAGGCAGAACCGGGACAUCUCAUCAUGCCUCUAAAACCCUGGACCCAGUACGCCAUCAUGGUCAAGACCCAGCUUGCCGCAUCUGAUGAUCACCAGGUCCGCGGCGCAAAGAGCGAGAUCAUCUACGUCCGCACCAAUGCGACACGACCCUCUGUACCUCUGGACCCCAUCUCCUCCUCCAACUCCUCCUCACAGAUCAUCCUCAAGUGGAAGCCACCUUCCGACCCCAAUGGCAACAUCACCCACUACAUGGUCUUCUGCCAGAAACAGGAAGAGGACAUUGAAUUCUACAAGUAUGACUACUGCCAGCAAGGGAUGAAAGUGCCAUCUCGUACGCCUGCGCAGUACGACACAGAGGAAGAACAAAAGUGGAACCAGACAGAGAUCCCUGGCCAGACCAGCAACUGCUGUGCCUGCCCCAAAACUGAGACUCAGCUGAAGAAGGAAGCCGAAGAGACGGAGUUCCGCAAGACCUUUGAAAACUACCUCCACAACGAAGUCUUUGAACCCAAACACUCACGACGUCGCCGCUCAGUUGCCAUGGCUAAUGCUACCUUGCCAAACUUUCUGACCACGCCCUCCAUCCUACCCAACAUCUCCACUACUCUGAGCCCAAAGGAGAACAAGAGUCGGAAGCUGGAAUUCAUGGUCAGCGCCAAAGAGUCCAUCGUCAUCUCCAACCUGCUCCACUUCACCAGCUACAAGAUCGAGAUCCUGGCUUGCAACAAACAAACAGACCAGAGCCGCUGCAGCUUGCCUACAUUUGUCAGUGCCCGCACUAUGCCUGAAUUAAAAGCGGAUGACAUCGUUGGAGCGGUGACUCAUGAAAUUCUUCCUGAAGAACCGGAGUUUGUCUAUAUCAAAUGGCAGGAGCCAAGAGCACCCAAUGGCAUGAUCAUACUGUAUGAAGUCAAGUACCUAAGAAUGUCUGAUAAUUUUGAGGAUCAAAUCUGUGUCUCCAGAAUCACUUACGUGAAAAAUCAUGGUUGUCGACUAAGAGUAGGGCAUCCUGGAAAUUACAGCGUAAGAAUCCGCGCCACCUCGCUGGCUGACAACGGUUCCUGGACGGAGCCUGCAUACUUCUCUGUUCCAGACAGGGAAAUGAACAUGAAAAUCAUCAUUGCUCCGGUCAUCUGCUUCAUCGUUUUGCUGUUUCUAGCCUGUACAGUCGUCAUCGUCCUUAAGAAGAAACAAACUGAAGGACCGACUGGCCCCUUAAUUGCAUCUUCCAAUCCAGAAUACAUUAGCGCAAAUGAUGUGUACAUUCCAGAUGAAUGGGAGGUGCCUCGCGAGAAGAUCAACGUUAUGAGAGAACUCGGUCAAGGCUCGUUUGGAAUGGUGUACGAAGGCAUCGCUAAAGACAUUGUGAAGGGCGAGCCCGAUACACGAGUGGCCAUAAAAACAGUUAACGAGUCGGCAAGUCUGCGCGAGAGGAUCGAGUUCCUAAAUGAAGCGUCUGUCAUGAAAGCCUUUAGCUGCCAUCAUGUGGUUCGUUUGCUAGGUGUGGUCUCUAAGGGGCAACCAUCAUUGGUUGUCAUGGAGCUGAUGACCCAUGGAGAUCUGAAAAGCUACCUGCGUAGUCUGAGACAUGAUGCUGAAAAUAACCCAGGCCGUCCACCGCCAACCCUCAAGGAGAUGAUCCAAAUGGCGGCGGAGAUAGCAGAUGGCGUGGCAUACCUCAACGCUAAGAAGUUUGUACACAGAGAUCUUGCUGCCAGAAAUUGCAUGGUGGCUGAUGAUUUCACAGUAAAAAUUGGAGAUUUUGGCAUGACACGAGAUAUCUACGAGACUGAUUACUAUCGUAAGGGUGGUAAGGGGUUGCUGCCCGUUAGGUGGAUGGCGCCAGAGUCUCUUAAAGAUGGCGUUUUUACUGCUCACUCAGACUGCUGGUCUUUUGGAGUUGUAUUAUGGGAGAUCAGCACGCUUGCUGAGCAGCCUUACCAGGGACUGUCCAACGAGCAAGUGCUCAAAUUUGUCAUGGACGGAGGAUACCUGGACAGACCAGAGAAUUGUCUAGAAAGAAUGCACAACCUCAUGCAGAUGUGUUGGCAGUACAACCCCAAGAUGAGGCCAUCCUUCCACGAGAUCAUCGAGAUGAUCAAGGAGGACCUGCAUCCCUCGUUCCAAGAGGUCUCCUUCUUCUACAGCGAGGAGAACAAACUGCCCGAGAGCGAGGAGUUUGACAUGGACUUUGAGAACAUGGAGAGCAUACCACUGGACCCCUCAUCCUGCUCCCAACGAGAGGAGAACCUCAGUAGAGACAAUAGCCCCCCGGUGGGCUUACGGGGCAACUACGAGGAGCACGUGCCCUACACGCAUAUGAACGGUGGAAAGAAAAACGGCAGAAUUCUGUCUUUACCCAGAUCUAGUCCGUCCUAACAGUUGCUUCAGCUUUUUUCUCACUCAUUUAAAAAAAGAAAAAAAAAAGAAUUUCUAAAUGCAUUAUUUUUGCAGAGCCCCUUAAAAAAGAUAAAGAUCUCAGGUCUUUUUGUUGUUGUUGUCCCCUCCUCAUCGCAUCAUUAGCAUGGUUACAAGGAUGCAGACGUUUUGCCCAUUAUCAGAUACACCGUCUGCUUUCUGAUACUCUUUUACACAAUUUUUGAGACAGUUUGGAGAGGGGAAAAAGAAACUGUGAACAUCACUAAAUCAACCAUAAAGCUGCUGAAGCUACGUUAACCCCAGUGUCUACUUCCUUUAUCCCAUGGAUGUUUAUUUCUUGUUUUUUAUUUUAAAUUCAAAAUCUUUUAAGAUAGUGGCCUUUCAUUAAGUGGCCUAUAAACAAAGAAAAGUGUCUAUCAGUGUGCUUGUGUUAAUGUCCAGAGAAGAAUGACUUCACAUUGUGGAACUGUGGGAUGGGAUAUAUUCUUUUUAGAACAAAUGUUUGUUUUUGUAGAGGAAUGACUAUAUUUUGUCCUGGAGAUAAUAUUAUGAUAGAUAAUAUUCAGAUGGUGUUCUGGUGAAUGAGUUUUUAAUUUAUUUGCUUUAUUGUUUUGAUUAACUCUUUUCUCUGAGCUUUUAAACACCUGUGUCCUUUUUUCUUGCUGAAGGAUAUUUAACAGUUAUGAAUUGGAAAAAAAAGUUCCUCAGACUGACCAAUAGAUGCUGCUCUGAUAAAUAA